ACGAUCGGUUACUUCAAACUGCUGUGAUCUCUCUCUAUGGAGGCAGGCAGGCAGGCAGGUGCUCGCAAUGAUUUCCCUCUCUUUGCCGGGAGAUAAGGCGAUGAUGGACGGGCUUCCACCCUCUCCCCUUUUUCCUCUAAUGCCAUGAUUGUCCCGGGAUGGCUUGCGUCGCUCAUACUUCUUCAGAUCUCGCUGCCCCUCCCCCGCAACAACUUUUUUGCAGGAGCACCAGCCACCAGGAGGAGGAGGAGAGCCUUGCAGCUGCUGGCCGGUUCUCAGCUCCGGGCUUCCGCUCGAUUUCAGCGCGCGCGCACCGCAUCUCCUUCCUGUUCUCUGUGCUCCUGCACCUGCCCCGUGCACGCACUCGAAGUAAAGUGGUCUGGCCGUCUGGGUUCCCCGUUCUCCUUUUGAGCGCGUCGGCAGACCACCGCACGUCACGCCGCAGCAGCUGCACUUGCAUCGCAACUUGGAACUGGAAAUGACGCCCGGAUUCUCCUGCAUGGAGGAGGGGGAGGAGGAGUAUGGGUAAAAGAGCACGAACGAAACACUGCUCGGAAGUCGGAACUGACGAGGGUCAAUUUUGAUCCGGGGUAGCAGUAGCAGUAGCACUAGCACACCACACGGACACGGCAUCUGCUCCUCCAUGGAUUCUCUUGCUUGGGGGGUAAAUAAAUAAAUAAAUAGAAUACGCACUGCACUGUCUGUACCAUAGUACUGUACAUAGAAAUGGCAACGGCUGCCCUUCCCUUCCCUUCUUCACCCACUUGUUUCAUCAGCUCACUUUCCUUUAACUGACGGGGCACGACCAAAAAAAAACCGACUGCACCUGUCAAAAAAAAAAAACACCAAAUUUCUCAGGCCUCCCUCCCCGCGUCGCUUUCGCCGGACACCACCACCUGCCGCUUUCCCCUCGCCCCUCCCCCUCCCCUCCUCCCCUCCCCUCGCCGCCCAUCUCCUCCGCCCCUUUUUGACCCCGGUUACGAAUCCGCACCAGGGCCUGCGGCGGUAUACUCGGUUCCCUGCCCCCCCACGACCACGCCGCCGCCUCCUCCCCACGCCCGCCCGGCGCUCCCGGAACCGCCGGUGAGUGUGAGUCCGCCUCCCUUCUCCUCCCCCGAGGUUUACCGCUGAGCUCCGCUGCUGAGUUCACCGCGUCUCCGGCCGUGCGGAGCUGCAAGCGGCGCCGGAGGGUCUUGUACCUUGGUGGUACUAUCUGGUUUUCCGAGCUUGGCAUUCACAUGAUGUAUCAUGCGAAGAAUUUUUCUGUGCCCUUUGCUCCGCAGAGGGCACAGGAUAAUGAGCAUGCAAGUAAUAUUGGAGGUAUUGGUGGACCCAACAUAAGCAACCCUGCUAAUCCUGUAGGAAGUGGGAAACAACGGCUACGGUGGACAUCGGAUCUUCAUAAUCGCUUUGUGGAUGCCAUCGCCCAGCUUGGUGGACCAGACAGAGCUACACCUAAAGGGGUUCUCACUGUGAUGGGUGUACCAGGGAUCACAAUUUAUCAUGUGAAGAGCCAUCUGCAGAAGUAUCGCCUUGCAAAGUAUAUACCCGACUCUCCUGCUGAAGGUUCCAAGGACGAAAAGAAAGAUUCGAGUGAUUCCCUCUCGAACACGGAUUCGGCACCAGGAUUGCAAAUCAAUGAGGCACUAAAGAUGCAAAUGGAGGUUCAGAAGCGACUACAUGAGCAACUCGAGGUUCAAAGACAACUGCAACUAAGAAUUGAAGCACAAGGAAGAUACUUGCAGAUGAUCAUUGAGGAGCAACAAAAGCUUGGUGGAUCAAUUAAGGCUUCUGAGGAUCAGAAGCUUUCUGAUUCACCUCCAAGCUUAGAUGACUACCCAGAGAGCAUGCAACCUUCUCCCAAGAAACCAAGGAUAGACGCAUUAUCACCAGAUUCAGAGCGCGAUACAACACAACCUGAAUUCGAAUCCCAUUUGAUCGGUCCGUGGGAUCACGGCAUUGCAUUCCCAGUGGAGGAGUUCAAAGCAGGCCCUGCUAUGAGCAAGUCAUAAGGCAAACUUCACCUUGACAGAAAAUUUUCAGAGUUGACCUCUCCACGAGAUGAGCAUUCUCAUGUGAAUAUAUAUUAUCUUAACAACAGAAUGUACGGGUUUUUGACCCUGCACCUGAUCCCUUCAGCCACGUCCAGUUAUUCUUAUCACUGUAGUAUCCAUCAACAAGUCCUGUAAUUAUGAGGAUGGUGUUACAGAGUUUCUAGCAAGCAUUUCCAUCGAGGGAAUGGCCCUGAGUUGAUCCAUGUAGCAAGAAAGAGAACAUGCUUACAAGCAAUAUAUUUGCUGUGAAAAGGGCACGCCCCUGGAUCUUCCUGAAGUUAUGUUGAUAAAAAAAAGAUUAUGGCAUAUUUCUGAAUUA
This is a messenger RNA of Zea mays, 2373 nucleotides long. RefSeq lists its product as uncharacterized. The record is from RefSeq and is a predicted model, not a curated record. The coding region runs from base 1239 to 2012 and encodes 257 amino acids. Gene Ontology annotation, molecular function: DNA binding; DNA-binding transcription factor activity. Lineage: Eukaryota; Viridiplantae; Streptophyta; Magnoliopsida; Poales; Poaceae. The transcript has 7 exons.